Molecule: messenger RNA, 3185 nt
Organism: Orcinus orca (killer whale)
Lineage: Eukaryota; Metazoa; Chordata; Mammalia; Artiodactyla; Delphinidae
Product: serine/threonine-protein kinase Nek5
Exons: 20
Coding region: 644-2812 (722 amino acids)
Biological process (GO): protein phosphorylation
Molecular function (GO): ATP binding; protein kinase activity
Source: RefSeq, a predicted model, not a curated record
UGCUGGAAAUUACAUCCUUUCAACUGCUUAAACAUGUAAUGAAACGUUUCUGACGGCACCUUGAUGUGCAGUGGGAAUGAGGAAUGCUUAGUGGGCGAUGGGGAGAUGGUGAGAGAGCAUGUUUGCAGACCACUGGGCAGUAGCUCGUUUUAUAAGAGGACCCCAUGGGAGGCCGCCAGCUGUGGUCAAAAGAGCAGGGCUCCGUUCCAGUCUCCAUCUCUUAACAGUAUUUGAGACCUUGCACGAGAAACUCUCAGUCCAGCUCAAUUGUAAAACUGGGCCACUACCACCUGACUCGGUUGUCGCAAGGCAUAAAGAGAAUAUAUGCAAAGCCUCUGGUACACCGUAAGCAAGAACGGGGAGCGGAAUGCUUGUCGAGUGUAAGCAGAGGAGUCCCGACCUAAGGUGACGGAGGUGACGCGGCCAGGUCUCCAAACGCCGCGGCCGGCCCCCACCCCUCUUCCGGGUGGACUGUGUGGACCCGUCCUCUCGCCACUCUGGCCCCGCGCCCCGCCCGCCUUCGCUAGCGCGGCUCCGCCCCGGCCGCCAGCGGGCGCAGAAGCGUCUGGAACCUGGACCCACCCGGGAUACUACUCUGGCCCCGCGGAGCAGGCGGAGCAGGUAACUCCAUGCAUUGGAGACCAUGGAUAAAUAUGAUGUGAUUAAGGCCAUUGGGGAAGGUGCCUUUGGGAAAGCAUACCUGGCCAAAGGGAAAUCAGAUAGCAAGCACUGUGUUAUAAAAGAGAUCAAUUUUGAAAAGAUGCCCAUCCAAGAAAAAGAAGCUUCAAAGAAAGAAGUCAUUCUUCUGGCGAAGAUGAAACAUCCCAACAUUGUAACCUUCUUCAGUUCAUUUCAAGAGAACAACAGGCUGUUUAUUGUGAUGGAGUACUGUGAUGGAGGGGAUCUCAUGAAAAGGAUCAAAAAACAACGGGGAGUGUUACUUAGUGAAGAUCAGAUUCUGAGUUGGUUUGUACAGAUUUCUCUAGGACUGAAACAUAUUCAUGACAGGAAGAUCUUACACAGGGACAUAAAAACACAGAACAUUUUCCUUAGCAAGAAUGGAAUGGUUGCAAAGCUUGGGGACUUUGGUAUUGCAAGAGUCCUGAACAAUACCAUGGAACUUGCUAGAACUUGUGUUGGAACGCCUUACUACUUGUCCCCAGAGAUCUGUCAGAAUAAACCCUACAACAAUAAAACGGAUAUUUGGUCUCUUGGCUGCGUCUUAUAUGAGCUCUGCACACUCAGACAUCCUUUUGAGGGUAACAACUUACACCAGCUGGUUCUGAAGAUUUGUCAAGCUCGUGUUCCCCCAAUAUCUCCAAGGUUUUCCCAUGACCUACAGUCCUUAAUAUCCCAGCUCUUUGAAGUAUCUCCCCGAGCUCGACCAUCCAUUAGUUCCAUUUUGAAAAGGCCAUUUUUAGAGAAUCUUAUGGCCAAAUACUUGACUCCCGAGGUCAUUCAGGAAGAAUUCAAUCACACCCUCAGACAUAAAGCAAGAUCGUCUGCUUCUCGACCUGCUGAGAAGGUGGUCCCAGAUUUUAAAAUGCAGAAAGUGAGAUUCCAGGGAAAGUGCCUGCCAAGAUCAAGGAGGAAGGACAUAUAUAGAAAUGAAUGGAGACCGCCAGCUGGAGCCCAGAAGCCCGUAUCUAUAAAAAUGGUAGAAAGGCCCAAACUUGCUGCAGUAUGUGGACAUUAUGAUCAUUAUUAUGAUCAACCUGACUUGUUGAGGAAGAGAGCCAAUGGACAAAAUUACCACUAUGUUCCUCAAAAAGAUACCAGAGUUGAGGAGAAUUAUAAUCAGGAAGAAAGCCACAGUCCAUCUUCAGGUCAACGGCUUGCUGAGUACCUUCAGAGGAAAUGUGAAGCUCAACGACAUAAGCUGAAAGUGGAAAAGCAAUUGGGUAUUCGUCCAUCUUCUGCUGAGCCAAAUCACAACCAGAGACAAAAGCUAAGAAGUAAUGGGGAAGAGCCUGGAUUCCAGGAGCUGCAGUUCAGGAGAAAUGAAAGGAAGGAGCAGGAAUACUGGAAGCAGCUAGAAGAAAUACGCCAACAGUACCACAACGACAUGAAAGAAAUUAGAAAGAAGAUGGAGUGUGAACUGGAGGAAGACUCAAAAAUAAGUCAUAAAACAUAUUUGGUGAAGAAGAGUGACCUGCUCAUCCACCAAGAGGCACCUGAGGAAGAAGCACCUGUGCAGGAUAUUGAUAGAGACUUGAAACAAAUUGGACUUCAGAACACAAAGGAAAGUAAAAUUCCGGAACAAAAACAUAAAGCUAAGAGAGGGAUAAAGUUUGAAAUUAAUUUAGACAAAUGUAUUUCUGAUGGAGACACCCUCCAAGAGGAAGAGGCAAUGGAUAUACUGAAUGAAACUUUGACCUCUGAGGACGACGUUAAGUUUAAAGGGUAUAAAUGUAUAAAGGAGCAUGAAGAUUAUACAGACAAAGCAUUUGAAAAACUCUGUUGCCGGGAAGCAGAUGCUGCCGCUGCAGAGGACAGGAGACAGUGGGAUGCUGGGUCUCCUCAGACUCUGCUGCAAAUGAUGGCCACAGCCGACAUCACCUCCACCUGCUCCACUGUGCCUGAGGGUGAAGCUGAUAUCAGUGGCACGAAUUGUCAGCAAGAGGAGAGCGAGGCCCCAAAGGCAGCUGUGUUCACCCCAAAUGCUUGUGCUCACCCUGACUUGACAGUUCUCAGUUUUCAGUACAAUCCCGAUAGAUUUGUAUUAAAUGCCUUCCAAAGAUUUUGUUUUGGUUUCUCCCCUACCUCUGCAGAGACUUACCUACUAAUUAUCCUAGACAAUUGGCCACUGUAGCUAUGAGAAUGUAAAGGAAGAAAGAUCCAGGUUCCCACCUUCCUCCCAAGGAGGGACAGGUGGCUUCAUUUGCCUUCCCGUGCUAGCCUAAUAACUCCCUUGCAGUUUCUUAGAGGGUCGUUUUUUCCUCAGUAACAUCAGAACUGAAAUAUUAGCUGUCCCACAAGAUUUAGAGAGUCAGUGCAAAGAUACAUAUUAGCUUGCUUUGCAAACCAAAGUGCUAUUUCCAUGUUAGCAGUGUUUAGGAUAUGAUGAUAUUUUCAACCUAAAUUCUUCCAUUUUCAUUUGGGCUUCUGGCAUAGUCUUUCCUUAGCAGAGAGUCCCAGCAAUAUCUGGGUGUGAUCUUACAGGUGGUGGAGAUUUUUUUUUUUUU